This is a messenger RNA of Sclerotinia sclerotiorum 1980 UF-70, 768 nucleotides long. RefSeq lists its product as hypothetical. Bases 1 to 768 code for a protein of 255 amino acids. The record is from RefSeq and is a predicted model, not a curated record. Lineage: Eukaryota; Fungi; Ascomycota; Leotiomycetes; Helotiales; Sclerotiniaceae. The transcript has 2 exons.
AUGGCUAACCCUAGCCCCCCGAAGCUCUCCCAAUCCCUUGUGGACAGAGCAAAUGCCCUUACCACCAAAGCCAAUGAGGCCCAAACCAUCUUUGGCCCGAUUACCACCCUCUUGGACAGUUAUUUGAGCUCUAACGAGGUCCUCUCUUCCUCCGCGAGAUCUCGAAAACUCCUCACCGCUCUUUGCCUCGAUUUCAAGGCAACUACGGAAAGAUACUUCGAUGUACUCAUUGCUGGGCACUACCCCCCCCGCCCCAAUACCACCAUUACCACGCCCACUGUCAUGCCCACUGCCACCCCUCUCGCUUCCUCCCGUACAAACUCUCUGACAGGAGAACCGACUCCCAAGCCUUCUUACGCACAGAAAGCCCAAAAUACCCCAGACACACCCAACCCCACCCCCCAAAAAACCUCAACCGGCCCCACUAAUAUGAAACCAUUAGCUUCUCCAACAGAUAACCAUUUGUUUGUAAAAAUUGACCAUUCUCAUCCAGCCCGAAAAGCAGGAACCUUCGUUAUUCUCAUAGCAUUAAAGAAAGUCCUUGGCCCCGCCGCCUCUUUAUUGAAAGAAGUACAGGAAGUCAAAACAGGCUUCGCCCUCUGCACCAACUCCCCUACUAAUCUUGCGGCUCUAAAAACUAAAGAAACUAUUAUUGUUACUGUCAUAGGUAGCUGCAAAAUCGAGACCCAAGAAAAAUGGGCAACCUACCGACUCAACUAUAUCCCCCGGAACGUUACGUCUGCUUCAAAACAGAUGCAAUUGUAUUGA